AUCCGUCCCUCUCCUCGCGCAUUUUCAGCCUUCGUCCCGCCGUGCCCUCCCCGCCGUCUGUCUGGCGCGCAAAUAGCCGCGAGACGCGUGUGUCGUCUCUCGCACACACGAUGGCCCACUUUUCCACGUGGGUCCCGAAAUUAGAGAGCGCCCCGACGCCAGCGCGCCGUUUGUCUAUUCAUUUUCGUCGCGCAGCCGACGCGCUGAUUUCCUCACGUCCUUCCCAAACGGCGCGCUCCGUGCAGUGUCUAAUUAAAAGCUCCCUAGAUAGCGACCGAAUGGAGAAACUUUCGCGCCUUUUGUCUCGCGUCGGCGAGAAUCGCGCGUGCGAUAUCACCGAUUUGACGCGACGGCGAUAUUAGACGGCACAGAUCGCGAGGUAUUUCCGACCGUGGGAGAGACGGACGGCGGCGGAGGAAGCGCAAAACGUUCCCGAUUCACGAUGUUCAACCGGUGAAACAGAUUCGCACAUCGGUAUAAAAGUACCCGGCCGAUGCGAGUCGCAGGGAAAUCGCCAAACAGUCGCGUGCAACGAUGACGCGGGCGGCGUCGGUCGUGAUUCUAAUACUCUUCUCGGUCUCCAGCGUGAGCCAAGUCGACUCCCUGAUACAGGAGCGUCUGGGAAAGUUUCUGGGGACCUUCGGCGCGGUUAAACAAGUGAGGAUACCCGACUUGCUGAAUCAGGUGUGCAACCUGUCGCAGUCCAACGCGACGCUACGCGACGCCUGUUACGGCUGCUUCUACCGCGCCAGCGUCUUACCGCAGGGCUACUCCACGUUAGCAGUCAUUUCCGCGUGCGCCAACACUUACCUCAACAACACUAACUACGGUCACUGUCAGGCCUACUUGCGAAAUACGACCAGUAUGCCGAAUGGACGCAGUCCUGCGUUGAUAUACUGCUCGUUCCUAGAAUGCAUCCGUCAAGUCAAUAAGAACAGUUUGGGCAUAGACAUCAGAGGAGCUAGGAUAGGGCGAGGAGCAGCAUGGCAAAUUGAGCGGCGUCCUUUUAAAUUCUUGAAAGUUCCAGCACUGAGGGGCGUCUGCAUAAUUAAAGAGAUUAAUGCAACUACGACUACAACGACUACAACGACCACAACGACUACAACGUUCACUCCUCCCAUAUUCAUUGACCCGCGCAAUCCUUUCCAAUAAUCUGCACGUCUUUCGAGGCCCGCGACUUCUCUCCCCUCGUCGGGAGUGCGACAUCGGCGACGUCUCCACGCGCAAGAGGAAGAUCGCGCGGACACGGGGAUGUGCGCGCGAUUCACCGAAUUCCUGCUAUCACCCGUGUAUUAUAUUGUACAGUUUUUCCCUCCCGAGUGUGUACGUACUUUAUCGGAUUGAAAACCGCACCGCGAAAUCUGACGCGACGGGCGCAACGAGUUGACCGCUGACAAGUGCUUUCCGCAGCUCGGGGAAUGCGUU
Messenger RNA from Vollenhovia emeryi, 1425 nucleotides. RefSeq lists its product as uncharacterized. The coding region runs from base 535 to 1152 and encodes 205 amino acids. The record is from RefSeq and is a predicted model, not a curated record. The transcript is spliced from 5 exons. NCBI's taxonomy places the organism in Eukaryota, Metazoa, Arthropoda, Insecta, Hymenoptera, Formicidae.